Molecule: messenger RNA, 1232 nt
Organism: Sesamum indicum (sesame)
Lineage: Eukaryota; Viridiplantae; Streptophyta; Magnoliopsida; Lamiales; Pedaliaceae
Source: RefSeq, a predicted model, not a curated record
GCACCCUAUCAUAUAUCCAACACCCUCUCUCUCUCUCUACAGAAAAACGAAAUCAUGGCGUGUAAUUACCGUUUUGCCACUGUGUCUCCCCUGCUUUUACCACUCUUCGUCUUUCUCCUCUUCACCUCCUCUUCCAUGGCGGCUCUGGUGCAGCAACAGCCCCUCGUCCUCAAAUACCAUAACGGCCUUCUGCUCAAAGGCACCGUUACUGUUAAUCUCAUCUGGUACGGCAAGUUCACCCCUGUCCAGCGCUCCGUCAUCGUCGAUUUUCUCCAAUCUCUCAACUCCCCGGCCACAGCGCGGCCCUCCGUCUCGUCCUGGUGGAAGACGACGGAGAACUACAAGGGCGGUUCUGGUUCUUCUGCUAUCGUCGUCGGGAAACAAUUCCUCGACGAGAAUUACUCCCUCGGGAAGUCCCUCAAAAAUUCCCAUAUUGUGUACCUUGCCGCUAAGGGUGGGCACUCGGGCGGAGCGGUGAACGUCGUCCUGACGGCGAAGGAUGUCGCCGUCGACGGUUUCUGCAGGAGCAGUUGCGGCAGCCACGGGUCUACUCGGGGACCAGCCCGGUUCGCGUACGCGUGGGUGGGAAACUCCGAAACCCAGUGCCCCGGCUACUGUGCGUGGCCGUUCCACCAGCCGCUGUACGGGCCGCAGACGCCGCCCCUUGUUCCCCCGAACGGCGACGUGGGGGUCGACGGCAUGGUGAUCAACCUAGCCACGGUUUUGGCGGGAACGGUGACGAACCCGUUCAACAACGGGUAUUUCCAGGGACCGCCCACGGCUCCACUGGAGGCGGUCAGCGCUUGCACGGGCGUGUUCGGGUCGGGCGCUUACCCGGGAUACACGGGUAGGGUGCUGACGGAUAAGACAACGGGGGCUAGCUACAAUGCGCAUGGGGUGAAGGGCCGCAAGUAUCUGCUGCCGGCGAUGUGGGAUCCUCGGACAUCUCAGUGUUCAACACUCGUUUAAUUUUAACAACAAAGAAAUUUAAAAACAAAAAAAAAAAAAACGGCAAAGAAAAACUGGGGCAAGGUUCCGCUGCUCGCGGGUGUACGUAUGUUAAUACACGGCCUCGGGUGAAGGGUUUAUGAUGGGGUUUGGGGGUUUGUCCGCUUUGUGUGAUUGUACAUUUUGUUUUGUUAUGUAAAGGAAAAAGGUGAAAGAUUGCAAUAGGGAAAUAAAAUAAGGAAUACUGUUUAUUAUAUAUAAAGAAAAAGUGAAAUUAAAUAUGA